Theileria annulata is the source of this 2319-nucleotide messenger RNA. RefSeq lists its product as uncharacterized. The record is from RefSeq and is a predicted model, not a curated record. The transcript has a single exon. NCBI's taxonomy places the organism in Eukaryota, Apicomplexa, Aconoidasida, Piroplasmida, Theileriidae. The coding region runs from base 1 to 2319 and encodes 772 amino acids.
AUGGCUACUGGACUAAAUAUACCAAAUACUGUAAUAAAUAAUGUUAAUAAGGGUGUUGGUUUGGAAUUCAGUGAUUUAGGGGAUAAAUCGGAAAAAAUUUUUAAAGUGCUAAAAAACUCCAAAGAAUCAUUUGAAAAUUAUUUUAAUCUCUUUCAACAAAGGAAUUUUAAUUCUGAUUUGGGUGAUGUGUUUCCGGAUGUUAGAGUUGAUAACCUGGACCGUGUAUUAUCAAGGCUCAAACUGGCUUUAAAUUUACUUAACCCUAGUGUAAAAGAAGUUAAUAGGGUGUUAUCGGAAUUUUCAAACUUAACUAAAAAGGUUGAUGAAAUAAGAGAAAUUACACAGAAUAUUGAAUUCUCGGACGAUUUUAUACGUUUAUCCGAGAUUGAAAAUAGUUUAAAUAAUAAUUAUCUAAAACUAAAUUCGGUAGAAAAAUUGAAAUUACAUCUUAACCCAUUGAUUCCAAAUGUCGAUAUUACACCUUCACUCUCCGAUAAGGAGAGUUUGGAGGAAAUUUCGGCCAUAAUCACAGCGUCAGAACAGUUGAAAAUUUCCAAACAAUUUUGCGAAAAUUUAAAUCAAUUCCUUCAAAAAACAGAAUCAACAGAUUAUAAAAUAGUAAAUGAAUCUCUAUCAUCUAUAAAUAAGAGUUUUGAUCAUGUUUGUCAAUUAUGUUUUGAGGUUUUAUGUAAGGAAAUGGACCGUAUUUCAGUUUUAUCCUCUAGACUAAAUUGUGAUUCCGGAGUCAUCAAUGAACCACUCAUCAAUAUUCCAAACACACAAGAUACUCUUAAUAUUAUAUCCAUUUUCGAAGAUCAUGAUACCCAAUACGCUACUAAUCACAAUAUUAACACUGUAAAUACAAAUUAUGGAAAUGAUGUAAAUCAUCCUAACAACACGGACCCUGUAAACAGAUUAACUAGUAUGAACUCAUUAACUAGUAUAAACAGAUUAAAUACUGUGAACAGUUUAAAUAGUGUGACUGAACAAAGUUAUUCCAUGAGACUAUUGAAGAUAAUGAUAACAAGUGGAGAGAAAUUAGAACAACUUCUUAGUUACUGUAUUGAGUUUUUGUCAAAUUUAUCAAGAAAACGUUACUCAGCUUUAUUGCAAUAUAUUAAGCCUAAAAAUAGGGACAAUAACAGCGUGUACGACGUGUUCAUGAACUUACAGCUGGUAAUUUCAUUGAUUAAAUCAAGUGUUAUUUCACUCUACACCAACUGUGAAUUGGAUUUAUACACUCAAAAUCAUCAGGACUUUAAAGUAUUGACAGCCCAAGAAUAUAUACACAAAGUUACCGAAACACUCAUACCACUGCUAGAAAAUAAACUAGACACCAUCAUCACACAUGACUCUGUUGUUAGUGAGGAUGAGCAUAUCACUGAUGUAACUGAGAAUAUAACUAUUGGGCCUGUAAUGGGAUUGAAUGAGAUAGUUGAGUUGUACACAGCAAUACAAAUUUGUCAUUUCUAUUAUAAUAAGAUUUCAAACAUAUUAAAACCCCCAUAUUUACAAGUUUAUAAUACAAUUUCAUCAUUUGAAACCUUCAAUUCAAGUUCUUUAACUAAAAAUACUAGUGUACUCGGUAGUCCUAAUGAUACUCUUAAUGAUACUCCUAAUGAUAGUGUAAAUAAUGUGGAUGGACCUGUAUUAAUAAGUUUUAAUAGAUUGUGUAAUAAUUGGAAUGAAAUGAUAAUGUUAAAGUUACAAAAGAGUAUAACAAUUCCAUUAUCAAGUCAAGAUUUUAAAGGCCAUGAGUCUGAAGUUUUAAAUACAAUUGCUAAUUUUCUAAGUGAAAUCGUGUCAAUUCAACUUGAGUAUUCAGUUUCAGAUGAUUUGGUGACCAUUCUUGAAAUGACAAUUAACCCUGUAAUUAACUGGUGUCAAAGGGUUUCCAAUUCACUACCCAAUGGAUAUAUUUUCUUAUUAAACUCUUAUUCUACGCUUUUAAGCUCGAUUCAAUCACCAUUGGUUGAUAAAUCAUUUAAAUUAUUAUUGGAAGAGUUGAAGGAAUUUGUUAUUGAAUCUUUAGUAAAUGGGAUGAUUCCCACAAUAAUCACAGCUCUAGGUGGGAAGUUAAUUGAAUUAGAAUCACACCAAGUUGAAUCUAAUGACACAUUUUUACACAAUGUAAAGUCUGUAAUAUUCACUGAUGGGAUUUUGGAAUUUGUACCAUCUGAACAACUAAGUCAACUUGAUUCCACUAAUUUGAAAUCAAUAUUAAAAAGAAUUUAUAUAUACUUGGCAAAAGUCUAUCAAACUAAUUUAAAUGAUGAUAUUUCCAAUAAACUCAUUACACUCUCCAAUACUUAUUCUUAA